CUCUUCUCCUCCUGCUCCCGGGUGCUCAUUUUGACGGAGCUUCGUCUUCGUCCGCACUCGGGUAAACGAGCACCGAAGUGACUGUUACCUGUCGUGUUGCCUUCACUGACACCACCAAGAUUUGUUUUUCUGGUUUAUUACUUUCACUUUACUGAAGAGAGAGGAGUUCUGAGAAAUCACGUGUGAGCUGAUAGCCGGGUCAGAAUUCCCCGUUUAUGAAUCCAUAUUAACCCUUAAACACGUGACUUCUGCAGACUAGCACAAUAGAAAUAGGAUGGUAGGAUGGAAAUAGGAUUGGUCUGACGCCAAUCUCUGCUGAAAACCCGGUGGUUUCCACUCACAACUGCACGACACACUGCUGUCAUACGAGGAAACAUGUUGGACCUGAAUUGAACUCACUUAAGCUAAAGUUAUCUGAAACUUAAUCAAGCUAAGCUUACCUAAAAUAUGCCUAACUUGGUUGUAACUGACCUUUGCUGACCUUAGCUAAAGUGACUCAAUUUUAACUCCAGAAAAAGUGACACUUUUUGAUUGUUAAGUUUGUUUGUAUUUAUAUACCAUUUUUGAUAUAGCCUACUUGGUUUGCAAGUGCUUUACAGGCACAGAAUUAAAAACAGUUUUCCUUUCUGCCUUCGUGACCUACUUACAAAGUUCAAACUAAACCAAGUGACACAAAUAGCAGUUGUGCACUUUUUUAAUGACAAUUAGUUUGCGUCCUUUUUUCUUUUUCUCUCUUUCAUUUCUUUUUUUUUUAUACAUUUAGAUUUACUUUUGGGAUUUUCCAGUGUUUUUAAAAAUAUUUCUUAUAUAACCUUUGUCUUUCUCUCCUGAAGAAGAAAGUGAAAGCAUUCACUGACUCAUUUCACCCAUCCUCACUUUUGAGCAACGCCCUGAAACUGGAGGGUGACAUUACCUCUCAGCCACAGAGCUGAAAGCAGCACUGCCGCUCACACUCUGAGAAAAGAAGAAAAGAUGACCGACAUGAGGAAAACCUAUCAGGUGGUGGUUCAUGGAACAGGAGGGAAGAUGACUACCAUAGAUCUGUGCAACACAGACGAGCAGAUGAAAAGCAUGAAAGUCCUGCAGCUGAAAGAAAAGAUAACAGAGAAACUUCCAGAGAUGGCAGGUACACUGAAGACAUAACAAUUUUCAGUAUCACUAAUAUUUGAAAAGAGGGCUACCUGGUGUUGUUUUAACUUUGUUUUUCGAUGCCUUAAAUUGAAAGCUAUGUUUUAACAUGUUACUUAUAUAAAACUAAAAUUUAUAUCAACAAAAUGCUUAAAAUAUGUUGUAGGCCACUCAUUAUGUGUCUGCAUUUUAACACUGAAUAUUUAAGCCUUUGUUUGGCACAUUUAGUUCAUGUUUUAUUCUUUUGAAUGGAGUCUAGUAAAAGUCAGGGAAUUGGUGCUUGAAGAGUAAAAACAAAUAAUUUCAUGCCUCAUCUGUUUUGUUUUUUUGUUCUGGGGUUAUUUGCUGUAGGCUCAGCUGGCAUCCGGUUAAUCUUCGCAGACAAGCAUCUGGAUGAGGACUCCAAGACUCUGUCUUCGUACGGGAUUCAGCACAAUUCCCACAUUAUGAUAGUGGUGAGGAUGCAUGGAGGACUGAUCAGCUAAUCUGGACCAUCUUCUUCCUCCUGCUGCUGUUCCUGUUUACUCCAUGACAAUAUUCCUGAUAUUUUUGCACAAUCUGUGGGCCGUUUGUAUUAAAACAACAUGCAUAAUGUUCCUUUGUUUUCCACAUGUUUGAACAACUUGUUUUUAUUGUUGUAAAAAUUAAAAAAAUCUCUCUCCAA
Xyrichtys novacula (pearly razorfish) is the source of this 1792-nucleotide messenger RNA. Lineage: Eukaryota; Metazoa; Chordata; Actinopteri; Labriformes; Labridae. The record is from the annotation of a GenBank genome assembly.